Messenger RNA from Kuraishia capsulata CBS 1993, 855 nucleotides. RefSeq lists its product as uncharacterized. The transcript has a single exon. Lineage: Eukaryota; Fungi; Ascomycota; Pichiomycetes; Pichiales; Pichiaceae. Gene Ontology annotation, cellular component: endoplasmic reticulum; endoplasmic reticulum membrane. Gene Ontology annotation, biological process: post-translational protein targeting to membrane, translocation. The record is from RefSeq and is a predicted model, not a curated record. Bases 1 to 855 code for a protein of 284 amino acids.
AUGGAGCAGAAGGUCCAGCCCCAGACUGCGAAAGACCCGCAGGCCAUUGCCGCCGCCACUUUUCUAAGAGAGCACACGUUGCUGAAACAACGACUAGGAAUCAACUCAUCGGAUGGCUCAACCUCAGACUUUUUUAGAUACAAGAGAUGUAUAAGAGCUUUGAUUGGUUCUGACUAUACGAAGGCUGCUAGUUCCAACAAGCUACUGCCUCCCAUAGACGGAGACGAGGCUAAGGCCCAACAGGUGUUCAUCUUGUUAAUCAAGAACCAGCUUAUAAUACCGGUCAAGAAACUCACCUCCAAAGAAGUCAGAGAGAAAGGCUCGAAACCAAUCAGAGGCAAACCGACUUUGGAGCCAAUCCAACGAGCUGUGCUGCAACCAAACGAAUAUUACGCAUGGAACUUCCGGAUCCCCAACCCAUUCCUGGCCCUAUAUGCCGUUCUCGGAGUAGUUGCCAUAUUUGGAGUGAUUCUGUUCCCACUAUGGCCUAUGUUCAUGAGAAAAGGUGUGUGGUAUUUAAGUACUGGUUUGCUGUGUCUUAUCGGUCUGUUCUUUGGAUUGGCAGUGGUGAGAAUUAUUCUGUAUGGGUUCACAGCCAUCUUCAUGUCGCGCGGAUUUUGGAUUUUCCCUAAUUUGUUUGAAGAUGUGGGCAUUAUUGACAGUUUCAAGCCUCUUUAUGGCUGGGAUGAGCCCAAGAAGGGCAAGAAGGCCAAGAAACCUAGCUCCGCUGGGUCCGCAGAUUCAGAUGCUUCUCCAAUAGAAGCCUCGCCUGUCGCCUCUACUACCACACAAGCCAAACCUGCUAAAACCAAGGCCAAUCGUCGUCAUGAAGUGACACUGGAGAGUAUCGAAUGA